Messenger RNA from Momordica charantia (bitter melon), 734 nucleotides. RefSeq lists its product as uncharacterized. The record is from RefSeq and is a predicted model, not a curated record. Lineage: Eukaryota; Viridiplantae; Streptophyta; Magnoliopsida; Cucurbitales; Cucurbitaceae.
CUCUCACAUGCAGUUUUAACAUCCCGUCUUCAAUGGCGACCAAAACCGCUCCCUCCUCCGCCUCCGCCUCCCGCCUCUGCCUCUGUGCUCCGACCACCCAUCCCGGCUCUUUCCGGUGCAGCCUCCACCGCCGUCCGCGUAAGGCCUCAGACAAAUCCAAGGCCGCAGCCGCGAGCGGCGGCGUCGAUUGGAACAAGACCGAUCUCGUUAAGGCGUUUCUGAUGCAGAUCAUCAAACCGUCGAGUCACGAUCUCCAGAGGAGGAGGAAUUUCCAGCCGAAACCCUCCCGAUUCUGUAAUGUCGGCUCCGGUGGAUUGGCGGUUUCUUGAUUUGGAUCGUCAAUCGCGUACGUAGUUAAGUGAUCUUGAUUAAUUAGCGAUCGUUUUCUCUUGUGUGUCUGUUUCUCCGAGGAAAUUUUUUGUGCGUUGUACAGGGGAAUCGAGAGCGAUUGCGCCUUCACUUCUUUUUAUGACGUGGUGGACGAUGAAUUCGCUUGUCGAAUCGUAGAGUUUCUCUUUUUUGAUCUUCAAUUAAUUUAUUUAACUUUUAGGUUAGGAUUAUCUGAGACUGAUCAGUUAUUUUGUUUCUGUGUUGAUUGAACUUAAUUUUGUUUUUGUACAUAAUCAGCGAACGUCUCUUCUAAAUAGUGAGCACGAUUUGGCGUUCUUUUUCACUGGCAAGACGAUGCUAGUCAAUUUGAGUCUUGAAUUUGACAAAAUUUUGAUGUUCUAAAA